CUCACUUUUAUCAUUCACUAUGGCUACUUCAGACCUCAAAACAUACAAAGGCAACUGUCACUGCGGCAAGUUCAGAUUCGAGAUCGACGUCCCACCAAUCGAAAAAGUCGAGAGCUGCAACUGCAGCAUAUGCGUCAAGAAAGGCUAUCUAUGGACAUUUCUGGCAGAGAAACGAUUUCGGGUCACGAAAGGUGCAGAAGAUGAGUUGACUAGUUAUUGGUUCGGGAGUAAGACUAUGCCGCACAAGUUUUGUCCUAUCUGUGGUACGUCGGUGAUGCUGAGGAAGAUGCAUCCACCGAGAGAGGAUGAAGAGAUUUAUGUGAAUGUACGGACAUUGACAGAAGUGAACCCUUUUCAUCUCAACAGCAAAAAAUUUGAUGGCAAAAAUAUAUAUCCAGAUGAUGGCAAACAAUCUCUCAAAGACGAGCCACCUAAAAUUGAUGCAGAGGACUCCAAUAUUUACACUGGAGGCUGCCACUGUGGUGCCGUGACCCUCGUGCUGAAAAGUGGUCUACUUUCGGAAAUUCAAAUCAAAGAAGAUAACUGCAGUAUCUGUAGGAGACAUGCGAAUGUCUGCAUCCAUCCCAAAAAGUCUCAAGUCACCAUUUCAGGAGGAGAGAACACCACCGAGUAUCUCUUUGGAAGAAAGUUCACUGGGCAUUGCUUCUGCAAAAUUUGUGGAGUGCCACUGUUCAUGAGACUUCAUGGACCACCAAAAGAGCUCGUUGAUACUUGGUCCGAGGAUAAACAGAAUAUGGUGAAAGAGAAGCUCGAAAUAAUUCCUAUCAGGUUGGCUGUAUUAGAUGAUGUGAACUGGGAUGAGUUGAAGAUUGAGAGAAGCGAUGAGGGAACCGAGGGAUAUGUCGUUGAUUAAAUCAGCUUGUUUUGUCUUCAUUCAAAUCCCGCAAGUGAUGGCAAAUGGACAGCGCAUUGAACACGCCUGAACCGAGCAAUGAGUGUCGCGUGCUUUAAAAUGCUUUCCGAGG
Molecule: messenger RNA, 986 nt
Organism: Mollisia scopiformis
Lineage: Eukaryota; Fungi; Ascomycota; Leotiomycetes; Helotiales; Mollisiaceae
Exons: 5
Coding region: 20-874 (284 amino acids)
Molecular function (GO): carbon-sulfur lyase activity
Source: RefSeq, a predicted model, not a curated record